Molecule: messenger RNA, 1068 nt
Organism: Psilocybe cubensis
Lineage: Eukaryota; Fungi; Basidiomycota; Agaricomycetes; Agaricales; Agrocybaceae
Exons: 13
Coding region: 1-1068 (355 amino acids)
Biological process (GO): proteolysis
Molecular function (GO): metalloaminopeptidase activity
Source: RefSeq, a predicted model, not a curated record
AUGGGAACCCGCCCUCGCGUCUUGAAUGCCCUACGUGCAACAAACUGGGAAUUCGGGGCUCUUUUUAUUGCGGACAAGAGUGUUUCAAAGCUGGAUAAAACCCACAAAAUCAUUCACGAUCUAGCCAAGACAGGCGGCGCUAAUUUAGCCUCAGAUGGCACCUACAACCCGUUUGUGAAUUAUGCGUUCACUGGAACGCUUCGUCCGGUCUACCCGCUGUCGCCCAAGCGUCAGGUGCCGGCGCAUAUCCCAAGGCCCGAUUAUGUCGACGCCGACGGGAGGCCGCUUUCGGAGAUCGCUCGUGCAGGUCAGCCGCCUAGGAUACUCAGCCUGGAAGAACAAGAGAAAAUGCGCACCGUCUGCCGGCUCACACGCGAGGUCCUCGAUAUAGCGGCAUCACAUAUUCGCCCCGGCGUCACCACUGACGAGAUAGACGAAAUCGUACAUAACGCCACCAUUGAAAGGAACGCGUAUCCUUCUCCUCUCGGAUACCGGAACUUCCCCAAAUCGGUCUGUACAUCCAUAAACGAGGCCAUUUGCCAUGGAAUACCCGAUCAGCGGAAAUUGAGAGAAGGAGAUAUCAUAAAUAUAGAUGUCUCGGUGUAUUUCGAAGGUUAUCACGGUGAUCUCAACGAGACAUAUCCAGUCGGAGAAAUAGACGAAGACUCGAAACGAUUAAUUCGCACUACACGUGAGAGUCUGGAUGAAGCUAUCAAGAUCUGCAAACCAGGAGCUCUGUUCCGAGACUUGGGUAAAGUAAUUGAGCCAAUAGCACGCGCGAAUGGUUGCGCGGUCGUCCGUACGUACACCGGCCAUGGUAUCAACGACUUGUUCCACACCGCUCCAAACAUACCGCACUAUGCCAAAAACAAAGCUGUUGGGACCAUGAAGCAUGGAAUGGUCUUCACAAUAGAACCUAUGCUCAACUUGGGCACCAACUGGGGUGAUGUCCACUGGCCCGACAAUUGGACAGCAACUACCCUCGACGGAAAGCGCAGCGCUCAAUUUGAGGACACUAUAUUAAUUACCGAAACUGGCCACGAAAUACUCACAAAUCGUCGCAGCUGA